Messenger RNA from Physcomitrium patens, 2906 nucleotides. RefSeq lists its product as uncharacterized. NCBI's taxonomy places the organism in Eukaryota, Viridiplantae, Streptophyta, Bryopsida, Funariales, Funariaceae. The record is from RefSeq and is a predicted model, not a curated record.
UGGGAGACGGUCCUGGCUUUCGCUUCCCCCCUUUAUCUCCCUCCAUUCGCUGUACCUGCAGCCCAGCCCAAGCCCGCGCUCCCGCGCUCACUGGUUGCUAUGGUUGUUGCUCGUUACGAUGCUUCUGUGGUUUUUGUGAACACGGUGGUAGCGGCGGCGGGACAAAUCUCGCUCACUCUUUGCCUCUCUUCUCAGCGUGUUUUUUUUUUACCAUUUCCAUCCCCUUGAGUCCUCUCUCAUUUUAAUCUUCGUUUUUAAUUCUGACUCUUCUGCUAUGAGGAUCCGUAAGGGUCACCGAUGCUUGCCGCUUCCGCCUGCCGAUCGUUCCUUCUUGCAGGAGAUCCCGGUGAAUCCGGAGAAAGAGGUUUGUUCGAAUGAGGACAGGAAGGACGACGCGAAGCAGGCGUUAUUACGACUCGUCGCGCUUGCUGCUGCUCCAGUUGCAGACAUCAUCAGUGGUCCUCAGUACCUGCAGGAACAUGCAAACGGUUCAUCCGUGGAAAGAACUCCAGGCUUGGAUAAUGAUAUAGAGAAGACCAGGGUUUCAGCUGAUGAUAAUUUCAACGGGCACUCUUCCAUGCAGGACACAGGUAUCGAUUCAGCAGUGAGGAAUCAGACAGCAACACCGCCGAGGACGAAAUCUGUCUUUACCAGGCACAAGCCAGUCUUCACAGCUGGAACAGCCCGUAGCAACACAUCCACCAUAGAAAUGGAAGAUAAAGCAGAUUUGUUACUGCAAUCAUUACGCAAUUUUUGCUCAAAAUCGGGUAUAACUGGUGUAAGUGCUUGCGACGCAGUUGCCCAGAUGAUAGAGCAAGGCUUACCAGGGUCAAACGACGGGGAUGAAAGUUUGACUGUGAACGUGGCUAAAUUAUUUCGCGACAGCUCUAAAUUUAUAGAACACGAAGGGCGUGGGAGAUAUUUCUUCCCGGAUUUUCCUGCACGCGAAGAAAACGAGUCGUUGAUUACAGGAGGUUCAGAAUUCUAUGGGGGAGAAGCGGUUUCAAGCAGCGAUAUGAUAGAAGCUGCUAGACAGCUACAAAAUCUACAACAGAGCUAUUCAAAUCUGCUCGGCUCUGGUUUUCUUGAACUGAGUGAAUCUCCAUCCUUCCAUGAUGGCGAUCAUAAGACAGUUAAGAACACGAUUGAAGGACUUGUUGGACAGUCAAAUGUUGGCAGAGAUCAUAAGCAUGUUACAGCAAUAAAUCAGAGAGCCAGCUCGAAUGUUUCCAGAUCACAGAAAGUUAUCCGUGCUGACCAGGUUGAGUAUCAGUGCAAGCGGGAUGAUGGAAAAGGCUGGAGGUGCUCUCGACCUGCAGAAUUCGGGAUCACAAUGUGCAAAUAUCACCGAGAACAGAUUUGGAAGUCUCAAAGUCGUCGAAAGAGAGCCAAAUUUGACGCGGAACUAACCGUUCCUGCUGAGAUUUCUUCGUUCACAUACGUGGCCAAUGCGCGCGCCGUACCGAAUGCCGUCACAACAGCAAAAGAUCAUUGUACAUUUCUGGACGAAGAAUUGCCGUACGAUGAACGUCGGCAGUUUGUAAAGGCGAAGUCUCUGAAGUCUCUACUAUCGAUCAACGGUGGGCAGACGAAAAUUUAUUAACGGAUUUGAAAGUCAGUGCAAGGUGUUCCGCCUUGGGGAGAUCUUACAGUAACUUGUAGGAUUUUCAUUUGUACAUUUGUUUGAUGUGGAUGUAUUGCUUCUCCCCCAUCUGAUGCUAUAGUACUCAAGAAACUACUCAUUGAACGUUGUCAUCGAGGGUUCGGUUCUCAAUGUUUCUAAACUGGACAUUAAUUCUAGAGUUUAUUUAAAAAGGGCAUGUCAGCAUAGGGAGACGUCGAGAUGGAAUCCUCAAUGACCUAACGAUUUAACUGUAUUCAUUUCGAAUUGGUGUUGAUAAAUUUGAGAACUUAAAUAGUUGCAUCCUGCGGGAUGGAUAAUUUUGAUGACAUACCAAGAUUCAGGUGAGAGAAUCCUGAUUGCUUGAAGCGAGCGAGAUAUGUGAACUUUCGGUUACAACAGCGACCACGAAUAUCCAAGAUUCAGGGCGUUCGCUGCAGAGCUGGAAAGUGACAGUGAAGGAUCAGUCGUUUAAUUUACAGGAUUUGCGGAAAUUUUCGUCUCACAACGUGUUGCAGUUGCGAGCACUGCGGACGAGUAAUCCUCACGAGUGGGGGCAAAGUCCUGGGAAACAGUAACACAUCACACAGAAUCCUAAGUCAUCAACAGGCAUGGUUCACACCAGCGUACUGGAUGAGAAAACAAACGCUCUUCGCCAAAAGCAAAAACUCAAUAUAGCUCUACGACAAGACAUGCAACACCAGGAGAGACAUCUUGAGCUACGUCCGAGAGGUGCCACCUGCUUAAUCCACAGGACCAGCUAGCUGAAGAAACACAAUCUCCUACUGACCUUUUCCAAUGUCAAUCUGCGUACUCACAGCUCAUGUGCGCAGUCCGACGAAGUAGAACUGAAGAGGACGAAGUCUACGUUGCCGAGUACCCAGUCAUAGACUAACGUGCACAGAAUAUUUCUCGUGCGCGGUGACCACGACAUGCUACCUAGGUUGCCAAAGCUCAACCGAUUGUCCAAACCCCUUCACGAUAAGAAGAAAACACUCUGAAACCAUAACAUCUGAUUCAUGAAAUCACAUGCCGCCGACGAUACCGGCACCUUGGCCGUCGCCAUGUUCUCAAGCGCGGAGCUUAUAAGUUGAUGAUUUAGCCGAGUCUGGUAUGUUUUGGUUUUAGAUUGGAGAGUACUUUCCCGUUCAUGUUUUAUGUAGAAAUGGAGGUGUAUUGAGUGUCAAGUGAGUGGCAUUUGAUUCAUCUACUGUAAAAACCGGGCUCAGAGUUUCAGUGGUGUCUAAAUAUGAUCAAAUAAAGUUGUGAAUCUGUUCGGGAAGUA